This is a messenger RNA of Hemibagrus wyckioides, 6985 nucleotides long. RefSeq names its product solute carrier family 7 member 14a (gene slc7a14a). Gene Ontology annotation, biological process: transmembrane transport; amino acid transport. The transcript has 8 exons. NCBI's taxonomy places the organism in Eukaryota, Metazoa, Chordata, Actinopteri, Siluriformes, Bagridae. The record is from RefSeq and is a predicted model, not a curated record. The coding region runs from base 393 to 2678 and encodes 761 amino acids. Gene Ontology annotation, molecular function: amino acid transmembrane transporter activity. Gene Ontology annotation, cellular component: plasma membrane.
CAUCAUCAUCAUCAUCAUCAUCCGGGAUGCAGCAUCGCUCUGCGCUAUAGCACAACACCGCGCGAGACCGGGCUCACCUUUAUGUGUGUUAUUGGGAGAUACACACAUGUUUAUGAUAUAUUAUUUUUUUCCUUCCAUGAUGCGUAAGCGGAAAUGAUCCUAACCUGAGUUCCACCUGCGCGCGCAGAUGCUAUCUCGCUCUCUCUCUCUCUCUCUCUCUCUCUCCCCGUCUGAGCUGCAUUAGAGAGCACCAACACCCACAGAGUAGCUCUGUCCCCAAAAUCCCUCCAUCCUCUUGUGCUGUGUCUCUCAGUACCAUGCUGCUCUGCUGAGAUUCCCUCUCUCUCUCUCUCUCUCUCUCUCUCUCUCUCUCUCUCUCUCUCUCCUCUAAAAUGAGCCGUUUCCUGUCUAAGUUGGACCCCAGGCGAGUCCAGUGGGGGUCAUUCGGCUCCCGUGUCCUCCGCACCAAGCCGGUGGAGUCCAUGUUGGAAAGUGAGAGCAGCACUAAAUUGGCACGUGUCUUGACGACCUUUGACCUGGUCUCCCUUGGUGUUGGCAGCUGCGUCGGUACGGGAAUGUAUGUUGUGUCCGGGCUUGUUGCUAAGGAAAUGGCUGGCCCAGGGGUCAUCGUGUCCUUCAUCAUUGCUGCCGUGGCCUCCAUCCUGUCAGGUGUGUGUUACGCUGAGUUUGGUGUGCGUGUGCCGAAGACGACGGGUUCAGCGUACACAUACAGCUACGUGACGGUGGGUGAGUGUGUGGCCUUCUUCAUUGGCUGGAAUCUGAUCCUGGAGUAUCUGAUCGGCACGGCGGCCGGAGCCAGUGCUCUCAGCAGCAUGUUCGACUCGCUCGCUAACCACAGCAUCAGCUCCUUCAUGAUCAGCCAUGUGGGCACGCUCAAUGGCCUCGGUAAAGGUGAGGAGGCAUACCCGGACAUCCUGGCCCUCUUCAUUGCCGUCCUUGUCACAGCCAUCGUGGCUUUGGGAGUGAAGAACUCUGUGGGCUUCAACAACGUACUGAACAUCAUCAACCUGCUCGUCUGGGUCUUCAUGAUGAUCGCUGGGUUUUUCUUUGUCGACAGCUCCAACUGGGAUGAAGGACGAUUCCUGCCUUUCGGCUGGUCAGGGGUAAUGCAGGGCGCGGCAACCUGUUUCUACGCCUUCAUUGGCUUUGACAUCAUCGCUACCACAGGAGAAGAGGCCAAGAGUCCUAACACCUCCAUCCCCUACGCCAUCACAGCAUCACUCAUCACCUGUCUCACUGCCUACGUCUCUGUGAGUGUGAUCCUCACCCUGAUGGUGCCCUACACCCUGAUCGACGCCGAUGCCCCCCUGAUGGAGAUGUUCUCUCAGCACGGGUUUUACUCUGCCAAGUACGUGGUGGCUCUGGGCUCCAUCGCUGGACUCACCGUCAGUCUCCUUGGCUCGCUAUUCCCCAUGCCACGAGUCAUCUACGCCAUGGCCGGGGAUGGCCUGCUCUUCAGGUUCCUGGCUAACGUGAGCUCGUACACAGAGACGCCGGCAGUGGCCUGUGUGGUGUCUGGGUUCUUCGCCGCCCUUCUCGCUCUGUUGGUGAGUCUGCGUGAUCUAAUCGAGAUGAUGUCCAUCGGCACACUGCUGGCUUACACGCUCGUCUCCGUGUGCGUGCUGCUGCUACGCUACCAGCCUGAAAGCGACAUCCAUGGCUUUGUCAACUUCCUCUCUGAGCAGGAAGUGGCCAGGAAGAGGGAGCUAGAGGAGAAGGAUGAAUACGAAGAAGGUGAUGAGUACAACGUCGAUGAUGGUGGUGGGUGCAUCUCGACAAACACCUGUGGCGCUAAGAAUCUCCCUUCGCUAGGCGACAAUGAGAUGCUAAUCGGCAAAUCAGACAAAACCAAGUCCAGCUACGCGGCUAAUCAUCCAAACUACGGCACUGUGGACAAAUCGACCGGGAUCGAGUCUGAUGAGACAGAAAACGCCUAUGUGCAGAAGCUCAAGAGGCUGAUGGGGCCUCGUUAUUACACCCUGCGGAUCCGCUUGGGGCUUCCGGGAAAGAUGGACCGUCCCACAGAGUCCACCGGCCAGACAGUGACUCGCUGUGUUCUCUUGCUCUUCGUCCUAGUCUUCGCGUUCUGCUCCCUAAUCACAUUCGGCGUGGGUUUCAUUGCCGAGGGACAGUGGUGGGCCGUGACGCUGCUCGUACUGCUCGUGAUCUUCAUCUCGCUCCUCGUCUUCAUUAUUGUGCAGCAGCCAGAGAACCCGAAGCGCCUGCCCUACAUGGCACCGUGCGUGCCGUUUGUCCCCGUCUCAGCCAUGCUGGUCAACAUCUAUCUCAUGCUGAAACUGUCGGGCAUCACCUGGAUCCGCUUUGCUGUCUGGUGCUUUAUAGGUGUGUUGAUUUAUUUCGGUUAUGGAAUGUGGAACAGCACUCUGGAGAUCACGGCUCUGGAGGAGGAAGCUCACGCCAGCACGUACCAGCGCUACGACAUGGGUGUCGACGACAACGUCGCUAUUGACGAUGACCUUUGCCCUCCGGGAGACUGGAAACCCCAAAGCAGGACCGAGAACCAGACCCGCAGCUCAGAAGAGGUUUCAGAUCCUAAAAAGUCCUCGUCAUCCCGCAGCAGAGCUAAAAACAAGAACGUGAAGCCCAGCUUCGAGGCUCUGGUGGUGGAUGACGACUUGGACGAGCCGCUGGAGUGAAGACAGUCUGAAAAUCGUGGGUCCACGGUAACACAAACUCUUGGGCUAGAUGAUUCCAUAUGCACUCCAAAGGUUUAUUGCGCUUACUGACCUAUUUAUCUGUUUUUAUUUGGUGUUUUAGCCGUAACUCUGUCUGGACGAUAGAUAAAUGACUCCUCCUCCUGCAUACCUUUGCACUUUGCUUGCUGUCACACUCCAAAGACGGACGGUCGUUCCUCCACUGCUGUUUCGGGAAUUGUAUUUUUUAAGUUUAACGUCUCGAGCUGCAGUAAAUAAUGCACUGUUUCUCUCCCACUAGCUAGCUCAUGAUCUUCUUCUGAGUGAAAAAACACAGAUGAAAGAGUAACGAAGUUCCAUCAACGUUAGCAGUUUACAGUGUUCAGCUAAAUCAUUUCUGAUAUGUUGCUAACACCUGAACAUGACAGGAAUUUAGCGAGUCCAGGGAUUAUCCUCCAGAUGAACUCCUCAUGACUGAGAACCAGUUGAGCGCUAAUGAAACAGGAAGAGAAAGCCUAGAGAAUCGACCAAUCACGUGUCAGAUCUGCUUAAUUAGCAUGACCGAUGAAUGUGGUGUGGUGAGACUCCGUGUGUGGUUUUGUUUUGAAAUGAAGAUGAGAAAACAGCUUUUUGUUUCUCGAAAAUUGCUCCAUAAAUUGAUUUUAAAAAAUCAAACUCGACUGUAAUUGUGUCAUCACACAGCGAGUCUAAAAAUCAAAUCUUACCAAUAUUCAAAUAUGAAUAAAAUGACACAGGGAGGUUGUGUAAGAUCAUUACAGAAAAUCUGACUUCCGAUCAGUUCACAAAGUGAAUUUGAGUGAGUCUGAGGGUGAAGAGGAUGAUUAAACAUUUUUAUCACACAGAAGUACAGCUGCUGAUUUGAGCUAAUGUUUGCUAGCAUUAGCGUCUGACCUCAGUCUUAUUAGCUACACAGCUGAUUCAUGAGGAUCUGCUUCCUAGAUUUCUGUCUUUAACGAACAGAAACAGUUAAAACUGGAUUGCUGUUUGAUCACUAAAGAUUAUUUGAUGAAAAAAUGAAUGAAUUUCCGAUUUAUAAAGCUGUUUCUCAUUUUCAUCUUGGAACAAAAAGCAUCCUGUCCUGACCUGAUAGCACCACCACAAAUAGCUGUUCACUCACUUCCUGUAGCCACUCGGAGCCAUCAAUCAGUUCAUACGGCUUUCAUAGUUUAAACCCAGGAGUCGUGAGGAGCAGAAAUGUCUGAUCUAAACAGGUUACCGGGUUCCAGUGGAUUUCUGCUUUCUUUCCGUUUUGACUUUGGUGCCGUGACCCGAAUCUGGAAUCUCAGAGGGAUGUGGAGACGUAGUUGUGUGAUGUGGACUGUUGGGUUUUUUUUUUUCAUAUUAGACUCUUCCUUCUGUCUAACAUCUAGCCCAAGAGGUGGCGCUCUACACAGCCACAGUCUGCUUGUGAUUAGUGCCUUCAUUUGUCCCGGUGUCUCUGCUCACGUCCGCUUACUUCCGUACGUCUCUGUCCAUGUCUUUAUUCCGUACGAGGGAUGUGGCACGUCUCUGAUCAUUCCGGGUGUCGAAUGGUUUGUGCCUGUUAGCCUGCCAUGUUCCACCAUCUUCUCACCAGCUGUGUGUGCUAGCAUGAAGCUCAACCCCAAACCCCUCCCCUGAUCUCACGCCGCAUUCGCUCAGAUCCAACCAGUGGCGUCUGUAGGAACAUAACCCCGCCCCUCAUUCAGACCUUCAUGCCUUUCAUGCAUCAGUUUUAGCAAAUGCGCAGGUGUGAGAUCACGCUCUUUCUGCUGAUCGACACUUUCUUUAAGAAAGAGAAGAAUGAAAGAAAGAAAAAACUCCACUCUACACACGUGAGGUCCAUCAGACAGGAAAAGUUUAGUGUCUAAAGUUGUUUGGGGUUUUUUUCAUGUGAGCUGUAGGAGUUUGUCACACACUAAACACAUCAUAUUUCCAGGCCCAAAGCUAAACUCAUCCCACCGUAAGAGGCCUUACGCUCUUCAGCCGAAAACACACACACUGUCCGCAGAAACCCUGGAGAUGUGAGUGAGUACAGAUAUAAAAUAUUCAUCUGCAGAAUUCUGUGUUCAGCUCCACGGAGGCAUGGCUUCGCUAGGACAUGCCACGUGUAAGCAUUCACAUGUAAUGUACAAAGCUUUAUUUCAGGUUUUGGGCAGUUUGUGCGUAUUUGUGUGUGUGUGUGUGUGGUUUCUUGUCCAUGUGUGUCGUGUAGCAUGUGGAGUUUGGAAAUAAAACUUGCGUCGCUGAGAAAUUUGCAUGUGUGGGAAAAAAACAGAAAUCAGUUCAAUGGCUGUGUUCCAAUCCAGUUUUUAAUGCACCCUUGCUGCCUUCCCCUCGGUCCUCAUCAGCUGUGUAAAGGUUCUGUUAGCGUAUGAGUUUGAGUGAAAUGGAUUUGAUGAGGAAUGGGAUAGAUGCCAGUGCUGGUUUUAGUAACUCUGCUACUAGCCCCCCUGUGUGCUUCAGUCCUCCACAGCACUUUUUUCAUUACUAAAGAAUGCAGUGUAGGUUUUAUCCGUUUAGAGUUACAUUAGUGGUUUAUUAUCGUGGAACUCUGAGGAAAUGCUUGUCAAAAUCCAUCAAGCCAACAGAGUUAGCAAGUUAGCAUGCAAAACACCACCGUCUGCUGGAAGUGCACACUCCUGUGAAGUAGACAAAUCACACUGAAUGAGGGCACGCUAGACGCGGUUUGGGACACAUAGCGUGAUGCGGCACUUCCUCCUGUUUACAAAGCCAAGGUCUGCAGACGCUGUUUUCCUUCACAACCUGAAAUAAAAUGGUGUCUGACUACAGAGUGCAAAAAAAAGAAGUGAGGGCACAAAAAGAGGAAUAAAGAAGAUUUUUUAUGAUUGUUUCAUAAGAAGUUUUAACGCCACUGCAUGCAGGAUGAAAAAGCCAAAAAUCUGAGUGCACAAACACCUGCUUUUAUUUUAUCAGCUAACAAUCACUAUGCUUCCUUUACUCAGCACACUGUGCUCUGAUUGGUUGAGAGCAGUACACUGUGCUCUGAUUGGCUGAGAGCAGAACACUGUGCUCUGAUAGGCUGAGAGCAGAACACUGUGCUCUGAUAGGCUGAGAGCAGCACACUGUGCUCUGAUUGGCUGAGAGUAGUACAUUGUGUUCUGAUUGGCUGAGAGCAGUAUGUGUGCUCUGAUUGGCUGAGAGCAGAACCCUGUGCUCUGAUAGGCUAAGAGCAGAACACUGUGCUCUGAUUGGUUCAGAGCAGUAUGUGUGCUCUGAUUGGCUGAGAGCAGAACACUAUGCUCUGAUAGGCUGAGAGCAGAACACUGUGCUCUGAUUGGCUGAGAGUAGCACACUGUGUUCUGAUUGGCUGAGAUUAGCACACUAUGUUCUGAUUGGCUGAGAGCAGUAAUCAAAGAUGAAAGAAAGAAAGAUUCCAAAGAAUUUUGGAAUUUAUGGCACUUUCAAUAUAGUUAAGGAAUUUAUUCAUUUUAAGCAUAUUUGCAUAUUUUCUGAUCGUCACAGCAGCUGACCAAUCAGCCGCUUCAUUUCUAAUCACACUCUGUGUUCUAGCACACUCGUUCUAUUCGUAUUAAGAUUGUGUGAUGGACUAAAACUUGCUCAACAUUUUCGUGAAUGCAUUUUGGAAUUUUUAUGACUCUACAAUGUUAUAAACAAACACAACACAGGCAAUAAUAUCAUCAGGCUUUAAGAUACAGAUUAGCUAAGACUCGCUACGUCGCCAUAGCAGCAGCCUGGCAGGGUAAACAGUGUGGGGUGAAGAAAGCAUCAGAUCAGUGUCUGAUACCUGAUGAAAUCAAAGCUGCAGGAGUGCACUCGGACGUUUGGAAAACCAAAGCGUGUAUUUUUGAAGAGCUCUUUUAGUUUAGUUCUGUGUAGUGUUGUGUUGUGUUGUGUUGCCUGCAGGUGGGUGGAGCCUCCAGCACUGACGCAGCAUUUCCACGGGAACAGGAGACAAAUAUUUUAUUACAGAUCUAUUUAAAAAGAAUUAGCCACUGUUAGCACUAAGACUUGGCUAGCGUUUAUUUUCUCUAUUUCCUGUGGGUGGCACUCUGAGCAUUGUGGUGUGUGUGUGUGUGUGUGUGUGUGUUGUUCAGUGAGAUCAGCUUCCCAAUGUGAACUUGUUCUUUCUGUGCAUUUUGGAUGUUAUUCUUGUAUGAUUUGAAACAAUUCAAAAGAAAAAAAAACGACAAAAUAUAUAUCUAUAUAAUCCAUAUAAAUAUAUAUCUCAUCUCGUUUUUUUUUCACCAUGUGUGGUCCUGCUGCCACGUCACACUGUGUGAUGAUGUUGUCAUGGCAACAAUGAAAGCUGUUUAUUGCAGACCUGA